AUGUCGCCAAUAGAGCAUCCCAACGGCAAGUCUAUUCUGAUGGGGGUGGACGACCGGAUCCAGCGGGGGAAGACCAGAGCAUCAAUUCCUAAAGAAGGCAAUUCUACCAAUGAUGCCAGAAGUUCGAGGCAAAGUCUUAUAGCUCUGAGCGGUACGUGUAACACGAGCACAAUCGGUCAAACGAAAAGAUUGGACGAAAGUGAAUGUCCAGUUGUCGAAGAAGCAAGGGACAAAACUGCAUCCGACUAUCUUUCUUUAUACAUAUCUUGCUCUUUGAAGUUGUCAAGGAGGGGGGCUAGCGUCACCCUUUUCUGGUUGAUGAAUUUGCCGGGACGAAAACAAGACCAGAACUCGACCAUCCUUUACUACUCAUCCUACUGGAGGCCAGGGAGGGGGGCACGCCAAGGUGCUAUAUCCCUUACCAAUUGGAUCGUCUGGAUAAGGGAUAGGCAUCUGCCGAUUCUGCUAACAGACACAUUCACGUCCGAGAGAAUAGUAUACCCCUUGCUGAACUACCGAUGCUGA
Striga asiatica is the source of this 525-nucleotide messenger RNA. Lineage: Eukaryota; Viridiplantae; Streptophyta; Magnoliopsida; Lamiales; Orobanchaceae. The record is from the annotation of a GenBank genome assembly.